Prorocentrum cordatum is the source of this 1989-nucleotide messenger RNA. Lineage: Eukaryota; Dinophyceae; Prorocentrales; Prorocentraceae. The record is from the annotation of a GenBank genome assembly.
CCGGGCGGCCCCGGCGGCCCGCGCCGCCGAGGCCCCGCGGGGGUCGGAGCUCACUGAGCUCAAGCACAUCAAGGUGUACCGCGGCCUGCAGUCCAACUGGCAGGCCCACGACGCCUACUCGCGCGCCUGCCUCGCGCUGGGCACGUACACGCUGCUGCACGCCGUGGCGUACUACUGCAUCGGCCUCUUCCUGGUCGAGCUCCGCUCGCCGCUGUCCGCCAUAGGCUGCGCGGUUGUGCUGCAGACGCUGACGCUGCUGCUGGAGCGCCUGGACAUAUUCGAGGGCCGCCUCACCGCCUUCCUCUCGGCACUGCUGAUGUCUGGGCCCGUGAUGGCCGUGGUGUCCAUCACGCUCGAGCUGUGCCAGAACGACGGCCACGUGAUCCUGGUGCCUGUCAUCUUCGUCUUCCACGCCAUGCUCAUCAUCCACGUCGCCCAUGUCGCGCACGCGGAGCAGGCGACCGACGCCUCGGGGGCGCCCACCUCCGCGCUGCCCACGCGCUUCCGCACCGUGCUCUACGUGGACGUCCUGGAGAACCUGGCCGCCGCCGGCGCCGGCCACAUCGAGGGGCUGCCGGAGGCCGUGCGGCGCAGCCGCGACCGCUUCCGCAGCCUCUCGGCGGCGGCGGGCAGCACCGCGGCGGCUGGCAGCCAGGCUCAGGCGGCGGAGCGGCGCCAGGGCGCGGGCCCGCGCGACCUGUGGCUGCGGGUCGACUUCUGUCCCACGGAGCGGUACGGGAUGGAGAUCUUCGUGCACCCGGGCUCCGGCGACCAUAGGCGAACGCAGCCGGAGUCGGCGAUCAUCUCGGACCCGGACGACGUUGUCCGCAGAUUGGAGGAGCUGAGCGAUCGGCUGCGGGCGUUGCAGGCCGACGAGCUGAACGAGCAGCGCGAUGCCGAGGAGCUCGUGAGGGCGGCGACGCAGAGCGAGGCGGCACAAGGCGGGGCUCCCGCGAGCGGGGCGCAGGAAACGCAUUUCGGCGGCCGCGAGGCGCUGGACAUCAGCAGCACCGACGCCAUGGACCCGCGCAUCGCGGAGGGCUAUGGCCACUCGGGCGCCGCCCAGCAGACCUUCCACCCCAGACGCGACGGCCGCAGGGAGUCCUCGGUCCCGCCGGGCCGGGUGCCGUGGUACACCUUCCGGGCCUCCAGUCGCCUGCUCGUAGCCCUGUGGCUGGCUGGUGGCGUCUUCUUCGUGUUCAAGGAGGUCGCCCCCAUAGUGCGGGGGAAGGCGGGGAAGGCGCCCCGCACCGGAGGCGUCCGCGGGGCCCGUGGUCUGCCCGCGCUGGAGGGAGCCCAGCUCGCGCUCGGCCCCGGGCCGCGCCUGCCGCGCCCAGGGCCGCCGCAGAGCCCCCUCGGGCUCGCCUGCCACGACCCCGGCGGCCCCGGUGGGCUCCGGCUCCUCGUGGCCGAGCGCUUUGGCGUCCGCCCCGUGGUGCUGGGCGGUGCGCCCGGCGCAGCGCCGGAGGAGGAGGAGGAGGAUGACGAGGAGGCGGGCGUCGCCGCAGGGCAGGCGGAGCGCUGCCUCUCGGCCCAGCCGGGCUUCCUGGGCCGCGGGCUGGCCGGGGCGCAGCUGGAGUGCUGGGAGGGCCUCCGCGGCAACUGCUCUCUCGUGCUCCUCGGCGCCGACGGCGACCGGGCCCUGCGCUGCCCGCCGGGCCGGGGCAGCGCCCCGGAGGUGGUGCUGCUGCCCCCCGGCCGCUGGGCGGCACUCGCCGUGCCGCGGCGGCGGCCGGGGGCCGCCUCGCGGUGGUGGGCCUUCGCGGCCGGCGCCCCGCCCGGCACGUUGCCGCGGGCGCCGGUCCGCCUGCGGGUGCGGCGCGGGCGCGGCGGCGCGCUGCUGCGCGCGGUGCGGGAGCCGGGCGCCCCGGACGCGGGCGGGCCCCUGCCGCCGAGGCCCGGGGCAGAGGCCGAGGGGCCCCAGCGGCGGGCGGCGGCGCCGCCCGCGCUGCACGCGCUGCUGGGCGGCGGGGGCCCGAAGAGGAGCAG